Messenger RNA from Knipowitschia caucasica, 834 nucleotides. Lineage: Eukaryota; Metazoa; Chordata; Actinopteri; Gobiiformes; Gobiidae. The record is from the annotation of a GenBank genome assembly.
AUGGGGGGGGGUGGGGGGGUGGGGUGGGGGGGUUGGGGUGGUGGGGUGGGGGGUGGGGGGGGUGUUGGGUGGUGUGGGGGGGUUUGGUGUUGGUGUUGGGGGUGUUUUGUUGGGAGGGUGGUGGGGGGUGUGGUGUGUUGGUGGGGGGGGGUUGUGUGUGGGGGUAGGUGGGGGGGUGUUGUGUUGGUGUUGUGUGUGGGGGGUUGGUGGUGGGUGGGUGUGGUGGUGGGGGGGUUGUGGUUUAUUAUGUUGGGUGGAUUGGGUUUGUGGUGGGGAUUUAUGUUGUUGAUAGUGUAUGUGAUUGGAGAUGGGGAGGUUGUUUUGUUGGGGGUUGUUGUGUGGGGUGGGGUUGUUGUUGGGGGUAUUGGUGUGUGUUUUUGGGUUGUAGAUUAUGGGGUGUUGGUGAUUGUUUGUGUGGUGUUUGUUGUGUGGGGGGGGGGGGUGGUGGUUGUUUGGUUGGAUGUUGUGUUGGGGUUUGGUGGUGGUAGGUUUGUGUUGUGUUUGUUGUUGGUGUGUUUUGGGGUUGGUUGUGGUUGGGUUGGGGGUGUUUGUAUGUGUGUGUGUUGUGUGGGUGUGGGGGGGGUGUGUGAUGUUGGUGGUUUGUGGGUGGGGGGAGUGGUUUGGGUUGUGGGGGUUGGGGGUGUAGUGGUGGUGGGGGUAAGGGGUGGGGGGUUGUGGUGGUGUGUGGGGGGUGGGGAGGGGGGGGGUGGGGGUAUGGUGGUGGGGUGUUUGGUUUUGGAGGGGGGGGUGUUGGGUGGGUGUGUUGGGGGGGUUUGGUGGGGGGUGGAUGGGGUUUUGGGGGGUGGGUGGGGGUGGUUGGGUUUUUUGUUUUGA